AUGUCGUUCCAAAACAAGAACUUGUACGCUCUUUUGGGUAACGAUGUUGAAGGCGAUGAACCAGCAGCCUUGAGCCCUGUCAAGGAAUUGGUUAAGAAGAACACUUCUUCUAAGAAGGCUGAUGUUCCUCCACCAUCUGCUGACCCUGCUAAGGCCAACAAGAACAGAAAGCAAGCUACUGGUAACGAUGCUGCUUUCAAGAACAAGGUUAACAAUAAGUCUGUUUCUGCUCCUGCUUCCACUCCAAACAAGCACUCCAAGAAGCCAUUUGACAAGCACUCUAGAACCGGUAAGACUGAUUCCAAGAAGAAGGUCAAGCAAGGAUGGGGUGAUGACAACAAGGAAUUGAAGUACGAGACUGAAGCUGCUGCUGAUGCCGUCGAAGAAUUGGAAGAACAAUCCGAAACUGCUGUUGCUGAUGUUGCUCCUAAGAAGUCUUUACAAGACUACUUUUCCGAAUUGCAAGCCAAGCAAGCUGAAUUGACCACCGUCAAGGCUGUUAGAAAGGCCAAUGAAGGUGCUGAAGACAAGUGGGGUGCUUCUGAAAAGAUUGAAAAGUCUCAAGAUGAAUUCUUUUCUUCUUCUGUUUCUAAGAAGGUUAGACAAAAGAACCAAAAGGAAAAGAAGUUUUUGGAAAUCAAUGCUACUUUUGCUGAUCAAGCUCCUGCUGCUAGAGAUUUCAAGAAGGGUCCUAAGAAGUUCAACGGUAAGAAGAGUGCUUCUCCAAAGGCUGCUGAACUUAACGAAGCCAACUUCCCUUCUUUGGCUCAUUAA
This is a messenger RNA of Lizanozyma spartinae, 774 nucleotides long. RefSeq lists its product as uncharacterized. Lineage: Eukaryota; Fungi; Ascomycota; Pichiomycetes; Serinales; Debaryomycetaceae. The record is from RefSeq and is a predicted model, not a curated record. Bases 1 to 774 code for a protein of 257 amino acids. The transcript is spliced from 2 exons.